UCCACAAGUUACACACACUAGCGCCAAGACUACCUCUUUUGAAAAUGCGAAAAGUAAAGCAGCCCAGGGAAAGCUGAGGGUGACAGGGCCAGGGUCUGGAGGCCCCUGGGGGUCUGGGGAUCCGGGCAGGAAGAUCUCAGGAUCGGAUUGCACUAGGUACGAGGAAUCAGCUUCAAGGUGCUACAGUGGAACCACCACAUGGCCCAGCCCGCACCUAGGACGCGGUGAGCCUGCGCAAAGCGAGCGAUCUGCCAACGAGACCGGGUGGCGCGCACGCAGGACGAGGGGCGGGGCCAGGGAGGUGUUGGGCGGGGCCUCCCAGCGGGUUUGGAAUUUUUGGCGCGAGCUAGCUCCGCGCGCGCCUUCUCCGGCCGUUCCCUCUUCCGGAGAGCCCUCCGCCUGGACUUCCGAAGUUGUCGACCGCGGGCCCUUGCCCGCCUGACUGCCCCGCGGCCUCUGCCAACCCGGAAUCUGGCACCUCGCUUCUGCGUCCCGCCCAGCCGCCCCAGGGUUUCCCCUCGCCCACGGAGCGAAUUGAGCCACUGCCCUACCUGAGAGGAACUCACAGUCUAGUGGUAGACCGAGGUCAGCAGAUGUGCCUGGCCCAGUGAGAAGCAACACAGCAGCCCUCUCUGCUCAACAGAAAUGGUCACUGGCACCUUGGGACCACUGUACUUCGGGUGUUCUUUCAGUUACCAGCCAGAGUAUUGUGUACAAUACUUAGCAUUCAUGUCAAACACUGGGCUAAGCCCUCCAUGAGGUGCGUGUGGCCCCCACAGCCUUCAUGUGUGUAAAGCAGCACGUGUGUGAGGUGUAGACACGGCUUUCUUAGGGGCCACAGGACUGGGCAUUUGGGUGGACAUAUUGCUCUAUAAUUGGCCUCCAUCUUUGCCCCUAGGGCUUCUUGGACUAGCCAUGCCUGUGCCCACAGAGGGCACCCCGCCACCUCUGAGUGGCACCCCUAUCCCAGUUCCAGCCUACUUCCGUCAUGCAGAGCCUGGGUUCUCUCUCAAGAGGCCCAGGGGGCUCAGCCAGAGCCUCCCCCCACGGCCCCCUGCCAAGGGCAGCAUCCCUGUCAGCCGUCUCUUCCCUCCUCGGACUUUGGGCUGGCACCAGCCCCAGCCUCGGAGAGUGUCAUUCCAGGACAAGGCCUCAGAGCUCCUGCAGAGCCCUGGGUAUGACCCAAGCAGGCCAGAGUCCUUCUUCCAGCAGAGCUUCCAGAGGCUCAGCCGCCUGGGCCAUGGCUCCUUUGGAGAGGUCUUCAAGGUGCGCUCGAAGGAAGAUGGUCGGCUCUAUGCAGUCAAGUGCUCCAUGUCACCAUUUCGGGGCCCUAAGGACCGGGCCCGCAAACUGGCUGAGGUAUGCAGCCAUGAGAAGGUGGGGCAGCACCCUCACUGCGUGCGACUGGAGCAGGCUUGGGAGGAGGGCGGUAUCCUGUACCUGCAGACAGAGCUGUGCGGGCCCAGCCUUCAACAACACUCUGAGGCCUGGGGCACUAGCCUGCCAGAGGCCCAGGUCUGGGGCUACCUGCGGGACACCCUGCUGGCUCUGGCCCACCUGCAUGGGCAAGGCCUAGUUCACCUUGAUGUCAAGCCAGCCAACAUCUUCUUGGGGCCCCGUGGCCGCUGCAAGCUUGGUGACUUUGGGCUGCUGGUGGAGCUGGGUACACCCGGAGCUGGUGAGGCCCAGGAGGGUGAUCCCCGAUACAUGGCUCCUGAGUUGCUGCAGGGCUCCUACGGGACAGCGGCAGACAUAUUCAGUCUGGGUCUCACCAUCCUUGAAGUAGCCUGCAACAUGGAGCUACCCCAUGGUGGAGAGGGCUGGCAGCAGCUGCGCCAGGGCUUUCUACCCCCUGAGUUUACUGCUGGUCUUUCUACUGAGCUUCGUUCUGUCCUUGUCAUGAUGCUGGAGCCUGAUCCCCAGCUACGAGCUACAGCUGAAGCCUUGCUGGCCCUGCCCAUGCUGAGGCAGCCACGCCCUUGGAGUAUCCUGUGGUACAUGGCUGCUGAGGCCCUGAGUCGAGGCUGGGCCAUGUGGCAGGCCCUACUCACCCUGUUGUGCUGGCUCUGGCAUGGCCUAGCUCACCCUGCUACUUGGCUGCAGCCACCAGCCCCACCAGCCACCCCACCUGGCUCACCACCCUGCAGUCCGCACCUGGACAGCAGCCACUCCAGCAGCUGGGAUGAUGACAGCAUAGGGCCCUCACUCUCCCCAGAGGCCAUCCUGGGCCCAGCCAGUAGGAGUACCUUCACACCCCAGGGCAGGUACACACUAAGGGAUACCCUAGACCUGAGUGACAUGGAUUCAGAGCCUCCUAGAGGUUCUUGCCCUUCCUUUGAGCCUCGGAACCUCCUCAGCCUGUUUGAGGACUCACUAGAUCCAGUCUGAACCACAGGCCCAACUUUGGUGCUUUUAACCUUGGAAUCCCUUUCCUGUCCCUCCCCUGGGAAGGUGGGAUGCCUCUGGGAAUUUCUGUGUCUAAUAAAAAGUAUUUGAAUCUUGGGAGUACCCAA
Molecule: messenger RNA, 2513 nt
Organism: Heterocephalus glaber (naked mole-rat)
Lineage: Eukaryota; Metazoa; Chordata; Mammalia; Rodentia; Bathyergidae
Source: RefSeq, a predicted model, not a curated record